Messenger RNA from Pyricularia pennisetigena, 1896 nucleotides. RefSeq lists its product as uncharacterized. The coding region runs from base 1 to 1896 and encodes 631 amino acids. The transcript has 3 exons. Lineage: Eukaryota; Fungi; Ascomycota; Sordariomycetes; Magnaporthales; Pyriculariaceae. The record is from RefSeq and is a predicted model, not a curated record.
AUGUCUAAUUCUAAUGCCACCGGAGUUAUACUUACCAUUCAAGGUGACGAUUACUACUUUGAGACAUCAUCUUAUCCGCUCGCUCGAGUCCCACCAGACUCUAGCUGUGAUGACGACUUUUCCCUUGCCGCCGUGUGGAAUUUUCCCAAUGAAUACUGUGGUCUCCGGGAACUGUUCGAGGUAAAGAUCCAGCUCGAGGAGGCGGACGAGAACGUCUGGGAUCCAGCUUUUUCAGAGACCAUCAUCCUCCGGGCUGCACGACAAGUGCAUCUUGCAGCAGACAUCAAAUCUCACCGGGUGGUGUGCGUCGUGGACGAUUCCAAAAACCUCACCCAAGGUCCUUGCGUGAUCCAAAACCGCACCGGUAAAGUCCUUCAGGCGUUCAAGCUGCAACGGGAUACGCACAAGGCGUUUGUAGGUGGGGUCCUGCGCAUUGACAGGUCGCCAGCGGCGGCGGCAUAUCGCUGGUACAACUCUUCUGAUCGUAUACCCGUGCCCUACAAACAACCAGCAACACCGGCAGAUUUGUCAGAUAGGCCCCUGAACGGGCUCCGCUUCGCCGUCAAAGACACCAUCGACGUCGCAGGUCUGCAGACCAGAUGCGGCAGUUCGGCGUGGGCAAACACGUACCCGGCGCGCACCAAAACGGCCGACUUUGUGACGCGGCUAGUCGAGGCGGGCGCCGUCCUCGUCGGCAAGCUGCGGUGCGACCAGCUCUGCGAUGCGCAGGACCCGCUCGAGCGCUCCGAGGAGGAGACGCCUUGGAACCCCCGAGGCGACGGCUUCCAGAAGCCCUCGGGCUCAUCGUCGGGGUCCGCUGCCGCCUGCGCCGCCUAUCCCUGGCUCGAUUUCACCAUCGGAGGCGACACGGGCGGCAGCAUCCGACACCCUGCCGCGGUCAACGGGGUCUACGGCCUGCGGACGUCACUUGGGUCAGUUCCCAGCAGCGGCCUCGUUGCCUGCGCGCGGAUGGACACCGUCGGGCCGCUUGCGCGCUCGGCCGAGGUCCUGGACAGGCUGGCGCGCGUCAUGAUCUCCAGCGAAGGACCAUCUCUCCCAACCCAGACACCCGCGGAACCCACCCCUCGCUUCCGCCUCGUCGUACUCACAGACUCGUACCACACCGCCGCCGAAGCGGUGCGCUUCUUCCCGCCCGAGGACUUCCCAGACGUCCCGAACAGGGCAGCCCUGGCAGUCUUCAGCGAGGUCCUGUGUCGGGUGGAGCAGAUGUCGGGCGAGGCCCGGUGGCACGUCAACCCGCACGAGGUCUGGCGCAAGACGCACCCGGCGGGCAUGACCGACGACCUGGUCAAGGCGACGCGGGACAUAUACCCGAGGCUUGUGUACAGCGACCUGCGGCGCGACGUCGUCGUCCCUCUGGAUAGAGACCACCGCGCCCGGCACGGCGGGGAGGCGGCGCACCUGGAGCCGCUGCUCAAGGCGCGGCUCGAGUUCACGGCGGGGAUCACGCAGGCCGAGUACGACGAGACCGCCGCAGACUUUGAUAGGUUUCGUGACUGGGUCAACGAGGAGCUGCUGCCGUCGCCGGCCCAGAACGGCGGCGAGAUCCCGCUCGUCGUGUUCCCGCAGUCGUGGGGUCUGCCACAGUACCGCGACGACGCAGCGCCUGACCGGACCCGGCCUCAAGAUCUCUUCUUCCAGAAUGCUUUUUCGUCCUACUCGCUCAGCUACUGCUCCGGCUGUCCGGACGUCACAGUGCCCGUCGGCCAGGUGCAGGUGCACUCCAGAGUGACCGAGACCGAAGUCGGGCUGCCCGUGGCCUUGUCGUUCUUGGCACCCAAGGGAGCAGACUUGCAGCUUACUGCGCUCUUGAAGAUGUUUGAGGAAGCGGGAGUGUUCAAACCUGUCUGUUGUGGGAAGAACUUGUACCUAUGA